This is a messenger RNA of Suillus paluster, 957 nucleotides long. RefSeq names its product Metallo-dependent phosphatase-like protein. The record is from RefSeq and is a predicted model, not a curated record. The transcript is spliced from 6 exons. The coding region runs from base 38 to 811 and encodes 257 amino acids. NCBI's taxonomy places the organism in Eukaryota, Fungi, Basidiomycota, Agaricomycetes, Boletales, Suillaceae.
UCGGAAGCUUUUAAGGUCGACUCAGCUCGCCGGCUUGAUGACGGCCCGCCAUGGGCUUACGGCGUUCCAAGUUACAAGCUGUACAAAAUUUGGCGCGGACUCAGUCUUACUUGAAACCACAUACCACCACCGCGGUAGCGACGCCUCAAUGACUGAAACUAUAUGUGUUUACAGGCAGGGGACUGACUUUAUCCCUCCUCACCCAGGCAGCGAUUGGACUCGCUUCGUCUGUAUCUCAGAUACCCACUCUCGCACCUUUGAGAUACCCACCGGCGACGUUCUGCUGCAUGCUGGUGACUUGAGUAGCUGGGGUAGCCUUUCGCAAUUGAGCAUCACAGUCGAAUGGUUGAAAUCAUUGGAUCACCCCAUGAAAAUUAUGCUCUGUCUUGACGAGAAUUGGGCUCAGCCAAUAUAUGGCCUCCCACCAGAAGAAGUCCACCGAGCACGGACCUAUGUACGGAGUCAAGCAGCGGCAGGUCUGCAUUAUCUUGAACAUCAACCCUUUCGAUUCAUGAUGCCCUCGGGGCGCGAAUGGAAGGUCUAUGGAUCACCAGCUGCUCCAUUAUAUGCUCAAGGAGCAUUUCAGUACGAGACUACAGACGAGGCACGAGUGAUCUACAACCGUAUACCCGAAGACACUGAUAUCCUGAUCACACACACGCCUCCCUUCAUGACUUUGGAUACAACAAGAAAGAGAAAGCAGGCUGGAUGCCACGUCCUGUCGAGCAAAUUAGCCGAACUGAGGAAGUGCCGGCUGCAUGUUUUUGGUCACAUCCAUGAAUGUGCUGGAGCGCAAAUCAGCACUGACUGACCCAUUCAGACUGGUUGACAGAGUGUCCGUGAACGCAGCUAUGGCCAUGACCAAGAAGGCGGUCGUUGUAGACCUACGGAACUGAUGAAACACACUGCAUUACGGAUAUCAUGUACACUUAGUAUAAAUAGGACAAAUCAUGAGAA